Messenger RNA from Ogataea haglerorum, 783 nucleotides. RefSeq lists its product as uncharacterized. The transcript has a single exon. The record is from RefSeq and is a predicted model, not a curated record. The coding region runs from base 1 to 783 and encodes 260 amino acids. NCBI's taxonomy places the organism in Eukaryota, Fungi, Ascomycota, Pichiomycetes, Pichiales, Pichiaceae.
AUGGGCCAGAAGUCUUCACCAGGUAUCCCCUUUGAUCCCGUGGAGCAUCUGGCUUUCUCAAAGUCGAAGAUCCCACGCUCUACAAAUGUUCGCAGCUUCCACUUGGACCCUACGCUAAACUCCCUGGAACUUGUUGGUGAGGGCUCUUUUCCGCUAUUUUCUCGCGAAUGCGUGGAAUUGCUGCGUCAGGAAGUUGAGCAGUAUUCCCAAGUGGUCCUCGAGAAAGAAAACUGCAACGCUUUCACCUCUCCCAAGCUAAGAGACUGCGAACAACUUCUUCCGUUUGUGUACCAGGCCUGGACCCAUCCUGCCACUAUACGCGCGAUUAGUGUGGUUUCUGGCUUUGACAUGCGACUGUGUUUUGAUUACGAAAUAGCGCACUUUUGUCGCUCUCGCAAUUCGAGUCAGGUUCUGGUCCGUCAAAAGAGUGUGGCAUAUCCUUACAUUUGUGUCAUGGGCCUGAAUUCAGCUGAUGUGCAAUCAUCAGGGUACGCCACCGUAUUAAAGGGGAGGCUUUCCGAAAACCUGGCUACAAAGCAGCCGCAGGAAAAAGACUCCCUGACGAUCGUGCUGUGUGCAACGCUGCAACCAGAAAAUGUUAUAUGCUACGAAGACACAAUUUUUUUGGAAAAAUGCUCGCUUCCCAAGGCACAGAAGCUCAUCAGUGACAAGGAAACAGUUCCAGUGGCCAACUACGCCGACUUUAAAGAUUUCGGACUCUAUCAGUCCUGGCUCAACGAAUAUUAUGACAAAGAGAACCACGCGAAAGGCACAAAUAAAUAA